UAAACUCGGUUUCCCUCUUCUGCUAAGCGCCCCUAACGUUUGUUUCUGCAGUCAUCAUCAACUGUCAUUAUUAGUGAGAGAGAUGUGUUGAAAUGGUCGUUCUGCGGCAGAAGCAGCUGCUGUUGCUUUCUGUCCUUGCUCUUCUUGAGAAUGGCCGAGAUGUAUGAUAAAAGCUGCCCAUCUUCUAAAGAAAACAACGAAGACGACAUGUCGGUCUUCCUUCACCAUCUCCUCUCUUCUUCCACGUCAUCAACAGCUGUGGCAGCAGACAAAGGACCCAAGGAAGAAAUCCUCCUCCCAUACUCUUCCUCACUUUCUUCUUCUGAUGCUGCUCUCGCCCUCGCUGCCAAGAGAGCCGCUGUUCUUGUUCCUCACUCCUCCUCGUGGGAUUUCUUCUCCCCCAUCAAGACUCUACCUCACGAUCUCGUCCGUCCAUCGCUCCAUCCCCCUUCCGAUAGGGACAGGGACCGCACAUCCACCGCCGAGUCAUCUGCCGUCCUCGACUCCACGUCUCAAAUUCUUCUGUCUUCUGCAGCUCAUGCCCCACCUUGGCCUGAGAAGAAAGAAGCAGAUGGUUCUGGGGACUGCGAUGCUGCGCCCACUAGGAGGCAGAAGCUCCCGUCCGAUGCUGAUUUCGAUGAUUACGAUUGCGAGAGCGAGGAAGGGGCGACGGAAGCAUCGGAGGAGCCAUCAAAGCCGUUUCCUCCUCGGACCGGCCUAAAGAGAAGCAGAGCAGCUGAAGUUCAUAACCUAUCUGAAAAGCUAGUGAUUGUGUACUUUGAUGGACAGAGGAGGAGGAGCCGGAUCAAUGAGAAAAUGAAAGCCUUGCAGAAUCUCAUUCCCAAUUCUAAUAAGACGGAUAAGGCUUCGAUGCUUGACGAAGCCAUUGAAUAUCUCAAGCAACUUCAGCUCCAAGUACAAAUGUUGUCAAUGAGAAAUGGGCUGAACUUGCAUCCCAUGUAUCUGCCAGGACCUUUGCAGCCUUUGCAAGUGCCCCAGAUGCAUGUUGGCUUUGGUGUGGGAAGCAGCUCCCUACAUGUUAACAUGGGAGUAGGCAUGCUUCCCAUGAACCAGGAUUCCACAACAAGAAGCUCGUUUGGUCCACCAAAUCAAUGCAACCCCACGCAACAUCAGCCCAUGGUCAUACCCAGCUUAACGAAUAUCACCAAUUCAGAGUCAUCAUUCGAUUUGGACAUAUCACGGGCCCACCAUGGACCCUUUCAGUUUCCCUCAGCUAUUGAGGAAAUGUACAGCGAAGACAUCACCCCACAACAACAUUUAGAUGCAAGUCACUCUACUGCAAACCCAUCAGGCGGAUCCUCUUAGCCAGCAACGACUAUCCAUUUACUGAAAUCAGGUGGACGACCUUCAAAGCCACUUUCCUGUUUUAUUUAACUUUCUGAACUGAACUUUUCUGAAAGAAAUAAAAUGAAACCCAUGGUCUGAUCUCUACAUUUGGGCUGACAAGCAACGGUUGUGGAGGAGACUACUGACUGUCUGGAAACAUGCACGUCAUGUGGUGAAAAGAUCACCCAUGUUCACUUCUAGAAGGUGUCAAUGGCUACUUUUUUUUUUUGGUCAGUUUAGAGACAGGAAGAUACAUGCCCCAAUGACGACAACAACGUGAAGAUAAGCAUUAUGUCUUUGACAUUUGCCGCUGUCCUUAAACGCUUUUUGGUUGGUUGUGUGCGCUGGUCAAGCUGUAACAUCAUGAAACGCUGACCAUCUGACCUUCUGCCUCUGCUGAUAAUCUCACCAUGUUUUUCUUGUAAGAGCUAUGCUCAUGGAGUUUGAACAUUCUGGAUUCAAAUGCCUUAAAAGUAGAGGUUUCAAUGCGAUGAUUGUUGUUCCUGUCGUAAAUUGCACCACCUGUAAAAAUAUGUGAAAGAUGGGAAUUUGGGGCAUUGUAGUGUUCUCUGGUUAAUUUAUGAACUGCAUGAUGUGAA
This is a messenger RNA of Magnolia sinica, 1946 nucleotides long. Its product is annotated as transcription factor ALC-like. The record is from RefSeq and is a predicted model, not a curated record. Bases 151 to 1326 code for a protein of 391 amino acids. Gene Ontology annotation, molecular function: protein dimerization activity. NCBI's taxonomy places the organism in Eukaryota, Viridiplantae, Streptophyta, Magnoliopsida, Magnoliales, Magnoliaceae. The transcript is spliced from 6 exons. Gene Ontology annotation, cellular component: nucleus.